This is a messenger RNA of Euleptes europaea (tarantolino), 767 nucleotides long. It is a transcript of the gene PRDX6, whose product is annotated as peroxiredoxin 6. Gene Ontology annotation, biological process: cellular oxidant detoxification; cell redox homeostasis. Lineage: Eukaryota; Metazoa; Chordata; Lepidosauria; Squamata; Sphaerodactylidae. The record is from RefSeq and is a predicted model, not a curated record. The transcript has 5 exons. Gene Ontology annotation, cellular component: cytosol; mitochondrion. The coding region runs from base 19 to 693 and encodes 224 amino acids. Gene Ontology annotation, molecular function: peroxiredoxin activity.
UCUGCCCGCGCUGCCACCAUGCCAGGCCUCCUGCUGGGGGACGUCGCGCCCGACUUCCAGGCGGAGACCACCCACGGCCGGAUCCGCUUCCACGAGUUCCUGGGAAACUCAUGGGGCAUUCUCUUUUCUCAUCCACGGGACUUCACUCCGGUCUGUACCACGGAGCUCGGCCGAGCAGCAAAACUGGCACCAGAAUUUGCCAAGCGUAACAUUAAAAUGAUAGCCCUCUCCUUGGAUGAUGUCAAAGACCAUCUCUCUUGGAGCAAGGACAUCAACGCCUACAAUUGUGGUGAGCCUACAGAGAAGCUCCCCUUUCCAAUAAUUGCAGACUCCAAGCGGGAGCUUGCGGUUCAGUUGGGGAUGCUGGAUCCAGACGAGAGAGACAAAGACGGCCUGCCCCUGACUGCUCGCGUUGUAUUCGUAUUUGGUCCAGACAAGAAACUCAAACUUUCUAUCCUCUAUCCAGCGACCACUGGAAGAAACUUUGAUGAGAUUCUAAGAGUCAUUGAUUCCCUGCAGUUAACAGCCGCAAAGAAAGUUGCCACUCCAGUUGACUGGAAGCCUGGGGAUGAAGUAAUGGUAAUUCCAAGCCUAUCAGACGAAGAGGCCAAAAAGCUGUUUCCAGGAGGAGUUUGUACUAAAGAACUCCCAUCAGGCAAGAAAUACCUUCGCUACACCUCUCAUCCAAAAUAGCAACUGAGAAGAGAGGUUGAACAAACCAGGAAGGUGAUCACGGGGGGCUUUUUAGAACAGGAUGUACAACUACU